CGCCAGCCACUUUCACCUCAUGCCACAGUGAUCAACCUGCCUUUCCAAGUACGACUUAGAAGGUCCGCUACCUGCCGCGCGACAACCUCGAUGAGAAGAGCCCCUAUGCGCCUCGCUUCCGACUAAUACGUUAAGACAUUAAUCUCUAAAGUAAAGUUAGGACGAGUCGUCUCUGAAGCUGUCGAUAAUUCUUACAUGAUAUAUAACGUUCCUUGUCCAGCAUACUUUCGAGCUUCUGUUGCGCCGGUACCACCGCGCGACGCUACGGAAGAUGCCUAUCAUUAAUGGACAAAAGAUGGCCUGUGAGCCAUGUAUACGAGGGCAUCGAUCAACAAAAUGCGCGCAUUUGGGGGAUCGUAUGCUAUUACCUGUGCGAAAGCCGGGUCGACCGCUGAGCACUUGUCCUCAUCCGCCGGGCAAGCCGUGCCAAUGUCGGAAUGUAACGGCUGCGCUCCCUAAAGGAGGUUCAUGUCGAUGCGGUGGUAGCCCGCCUAGUAAGACUAACGGCACGCCGGCCAUCGUCAAGGCCGAACCAUCAGACAACCCGCCGCUAUCGCCUACGAAACAAGCGUCAUUUCGAAUUCAGAAACCGACAGCAAAGCCAAACCGAAAACAAUCUACUGAUGCUUCCGCUUCGGCUCUACAGCGCAUGAACGCUAACAGCUUGAACUUGAUUGGCGCGAGUAGUGUUUUACCGGCAUCUCCCGCGAAUGUUAUCGCUUCUUCCGCUGAUUAUACGAAUUACAUCCCGCCCUUACAAAACGGUAGUCACCAGUAUCCCUCCUAUCCGCAGAUAGCUUCUCGUCUAGACAGGCAACUAGACUCCUCUCUACUUGCCCUAAACAACGGCCUGUCGAAUAUAUCGCCAACACAACCUUCCAGAAACGGAAUUCCAGACCGUUCAAAUAAUUCAACGGUUAGUUCAGAAACGAUGACAUCUGGUGCAUCCAGCUCGCCCUACCACACGCCGAUUUCGAGCACUGAAGAUUCUUCGCAAGAAAAACCCUUGGGACAACCCGGAAGCUGCUGUUCUCAGAGGGUACAACAACCUCCACAGAUACAGACUCACAUUCAAUUCCAGAGCCAACUUCAUGCUGGACCUCAGCAGUCCUCGAACAUGAUGGGCUAUAUACCCCAAAUUCCCACAGGUAACGGCUCUAUGACAGCGCAUUUUCCACCACAAGUGUCGGCUGAACAACAAAUAUAUCCGAUGAACCACUUCCAGCAACCAGCCCUAUACUCAGACCAGGCCCCAUUUGGGACGUACCAUUUCCCGCUACAGCAAUCGCAAUGGGAGCAGUUAGUAGCAAAUCUUUUGCCUCAAGUCGAACCAAAUGGAGGUGCCUCGGGUUCCUAUACGAGUCACGUAUGCCACUGUGGCCCUGAAUGCGACUGUCUUGGAUGCCCUGCCCACCCGUACAACCAAGCAACGUGUCAGUAUAUUCGCGAUGUCAUGGCCUUCCAGGAAGAGCCCGUGGACGGGAAUAUUGAUACGGGCAAUUCAAUACCGGACCCGCCGCUAGCGGUGGGCGAAGCAUCACCACCACCACCACCGACGCACAGCCCAGUCGACACGGAGUCGCCAGGCGCGAACGAUCUAAAUCUAUCGCCCAGCGAAUUUCUCUUCGUCGAUUACGGCCACGGAAUGUGUGGAUGUGGCGAUGACUGCGCGUGUGUUAAUUGUAUGAUUCACCGAGACCCACUGGACGCGAAGAUACAUGGAGGGUCUCAGGACAAGACCCCGAACUAAAGGAGAGGGGGUAACAAGGCUAUUUCUCUGGCGCAUGGAUUGGUGUCCAACUGCACGAUGCCUUUGGCGGAAGCGACAAUGCGAUAGAUUAACUAAUAUCCCCAAGGAUUGUGGAUGAAGCCCACGAGAACAGAACAUUCGAACGUAUUAUUGAUA
This is a messenger RNA of Daldinia loculata, 1906 nucleotides long. RefSeq lists its product as uncharacterized. Gene Ontology annotation, biological process: intracellular copper ion homeostasis; intracellular iron ion homeostasis; positive regulation of transcription by RNA polymerase II. The record is from RefSeq and is a predicted model, not a curated record. Gene Ontology annotation, molecular function: DNA-binding transcription factor activity, RNA polymerase II-specific; copper ion binding; RNA polymerase II cis-regulatory region sequence-specific DNA binding. Lineage: Eukaryota; Fungi; Ascomycota; Sordariomycetes; Xylariales; Hypoxylaceae. The transcript has 3 exons. Bases 272 to 1750 code for a protein of 492 amino acids. Gene Ontology annotation, cellular component: nucleus.